Messenger RNA from Enterobius vermicularis (human pinworm), 165 nucleotides. NCBI's taxonomy places the organism in Eukaryota, Metazoa, Nematoda, Chromadorea, Rhabditida, Oxyuridae. The record is from the annotation of a GenBank genome assembly.
AUGGUCUUUCACUAUGGACGAUAUUCCGAACACGUCAUUUAUGGAAUGCAUUCGGAUACUCGUGUGCUUCGCAUGCUGCCGGAGCUUGUGGUGUUUUACUCGUUUUUGUCUUAUAUGUUACUCCAAUGUCGUUUUUGUAAGUUUUACAUAAGUUUACUUAUUUAG